Xiphophorus hellerii (green swordtail) is the source of this 2436-nucleotide messenger RNA. Its product is annotated as zinc finger protein 319-like. The transcript has 2 exons. Gene Ontology annotation, cellular component: nucleus. Bases 580 to 2340 code for a protein of 586 amino acids. Gene Ontology annotation, biological process: regulation of transcription by RNA polymerase II. Lineage: Eukaryota; Metazoa; Chordata; Actinopteri; Cyprinodontiformes; Poeciliidae. Gene Ontology annotation, molecular function: DNA-binding transcription factor activity, RNA polymerase II-specific; RNA polymerase II transcription regulatory region sequence-specific DNA binding. The record is from RefSeq and is a predicted model, not a curated record.
AAAAACUUCAAAUGAGUCAUUUUAACCAUCUUGAGAAGUUAUACUUUAUUGGUUUACAAAUAAGAAAAUAGUAGCAGGACUUUAAAACAACCGAGUAGUUUUUAACUAGGUUGCGGUUACAUUGGGUGAUACAACGACCCCUGGUGUUCAAAAGCGGGGACUACACCUCAUAAUAUUUUAACCAGCUCCAGAUCGCCUUUGUGUUAGUUUGAAAGCAAUUUUACGGAAGCUGAAAGGCGAUUAUUGCCGCCAGAGCUCCUUUUUAGCCACUUCCAGGUUCUCCUCCGACAUGAAGCGGCUGUAGCUGCUGCAGCACAGCGGCAGCGGGUCGCUGCGUGGCGGUUUCCGGUGUCCGUCCGUCUGCUGGAGGAUGGCGUCCGGCUUCGACCGCAUCCCCUCCGCCGCCGCCGGUCUGAGAACCGAAAACACCCACGGUUACCGAGCGCAAACCAGAGACUGCGACAAGGAGCGUCGAUAAGCAACUACGGGUUUCUCCAGACAUUGAGCGAUCCAUUACAGACUUUCCUGCAGCUGCAUCCAUCCUUGUGUCAAAUUUGGGAUAUCCUCCCUGCAUCCAGGAUGACGGAGGCAUGGCAGCAGCAGCAGCAGCAGCAUGCAGUGGCUCCACCCUCUGUUGUGCACACUCUCCCUCAGGCAGGCGACAACUCUCUGAGCUGCACCGUGUACGGUGUCGUCCUGCAGCCGGACGCCUCCCUGCAGCAGCCGCAGCAUCCGCAGCAGCACGUCGUCCAAGCGCAGCAGGCCUCCUUGCAGGUAGGGGCCGACAGAGGGCAUAAAUGCGGAGCCUGUGGCCACGACAUUUCCCACCUGGCCAACCCACACGAGCACCAGUGCAUGGUGACGCAGGACCGCUCGUUCCAGUGCACGCAGUGUAUGAAGAUCUUCAGCCAGGCGACCGACUUGUUGGAGCACCAGUGCGUUCAGGUGGAGCAGAAGCCGUUCGUGUGCGGCGUCUGCAAAAUGGGCUUCUCGUUGCUUACUUCGCUGGCACAGCAUCACAACUCGCACGGUAACAACCCGAUGAAGUGCUCCAUCUGCGAGAAGACGUACCGGCCGGGCUCCGGGAACGUCACGCCCACCUCGUCCGCCGCCAACCCCCAGCAGCCCUCCAGCGGCGAGACUUCCGGCGGUGGCGCGGUCAUCAGUGCCGCCUCACCGCCAACGUUCGAGGCAUCCGCGCCCGACCGGCCGUACAAGUGUUCCGUGUGCCACAAGUCCUUUCGCCAUCUGUCGGAGCUAACGCGCCAUGAGCGGAUACACACGGGGGAGAAGCCGUACAAAUGCGACACGUGCGACAAAAGCUUCAGCCAGUCAUCGCAUCUGGCGCACCAUCAGCGCACGCACAGCUCUGAGCGGCCGUACAAGUGCGCCGUGUGCGAGAAGAGCUUCAAGCACCGCUCCCACCUGGUGCGGCACAUGUACGCGCACUCAGGUGAGCACCUGUUCAAGUGCAAUUUAUGCGAGAUGCACUUCAAAGAGUCGUCGGAGCUCCUGCACCACCAGUGCCAGCCGGAGAGCGAGAGGCCGUUCCGCUGCGGCUCGUGCGGGAAGAGCUUCAAGCGGCCGUCCGACCUGCGGCAGCACGAGCGCACGCACUCCGAGGAGCGGCCUUUCCAAUGCGACGAGUGCCAGAUGAGCUUCAAGCAGCAGUACGCGCUGGUGCGCCACCGCCGCACGCACAAGAACCCCGCCGACCGGCCGUUCAAGUGCAACCUCUGCGACAAGGGCUUCCUGCAGCCGUCGCAUCUGCUCUACCACCAGCAGGUCCACGGCAUGGAGUCGCUCUUCAAAUGUGCGUCCUGCCAGAAGUCCUUCAGCCAGUCGGGGGAGCUGUUGCGGCAUAAAUGUGGCGGUGAGGUGGAAAAGCCUUACAAAUGCGACGUGUGCGGCAAAGGUUACAAAAAGAAUUCCACGCUGCAGCGGCACCAAAGCACUCACUGCACAGAGAAGCCGCUCAAGUGCUCUCUGUGCGACAAGCGCUUCGUGUCGUCGUCCGAGUUUGUCCAGCACCGCUGCGACCCGACGCGGGAGAAGCCGCUGAAGUGCCCCGACUGCGAGAAGCGCUUCAGGUACUCCUCAGAGCUGCAGCGGCACCGCCGCGUCCACACGGGCGAGAAGCCGUUCAAAUGCGCCAACUGUGACAAGAGCUUCAAGCAGCGGGAGCACCUGGCCAAGCACCAGAGCGUGCAUUCACGGGAGACGCAGUUUAAAUGCGUGUGGUGUGGCGAGCGCUUUGUCGACCUCACGGCGCUGCAGGAGCACACGGUGCAGCACACAGCGGAGAACGAGAACUUCCCCGAAGCGCCGUGCAUCCAAUGAACUCCGAAAACACUCCCAGUGACUCCUGCUUUUGGUGAAUCCAAGACACAGAGGGGGGAAUCGUACGACGGCGCAUUAGGGCCAUCGUAGAUAGGG